UCCUCAUCUGCUCAGUGGCUGUCACAACACACAUUUCUCAGGGCUGUCGUGGGGACGAACCGGUACACAGCACCGCGGCACAUGGUGGGCUCUCCUUCACAAGGGCUGUGGUGAGCCCACCGAGAUAGCCACAAACCCUGCUGUGGAUCGCCAGCAAAAUGGUGACGCGCAAUGAGCAAAGCUGGGAAGAGAGAGGGCAGAGAAGGGAAGUCAUGGGGCCUCACCAUCACUCCUUACCACAUGUUUUGCCCCAGAGCCCUGAGGAUGACGAUAGGAAAGUCCGCAGGAGAGAGAAAAACCGAGUUGCUGCUCAGAGGAGUCGGAAGAAGCAGACGCAGAAGGCUGACAAACUCCACGAGGAAUAUGAGUGCCUGGAGCAGGAAAACACCGCGCUGCGGAGAGAGAUUGGGAAGCUGACGGAGGAACUGAAGCACCUGAGCGAGGCGCUGAAGGAGCACGAGAAGAUGUGCCCGCUGCUGCUCUGCCCCAUGAACUUUGUGCCCGUGCCUCGGCCGGACCCGGUGGCCAGCUGCCUGCCCCGAUGAAGCCUGAGGAUGCUCCUCUUCCGCCCAGCCAGGAACCUCGGGCCUUUUCGCAUAUAGGGCUUCCCUCUGCAUCUGUGCGCAGGAGAACCCGUGGCCGGGCCUUCUCCUGGGAGCUCCAGGGCCAGCCAUGUCCUCUGCAGAUCGGGCUCAGCAUGCCGCUCCUAGGACCUGACUGUCAGAGCCCUGAGUGGACCCAGCAGGACCCAGCAGGAGGACCACCCCCGGGAGGCACUUCUCCCCUUCGGCAGCUAUUAGGUUCUGCUGGUAGGCAGAAUCGUGUCCUCUAGAAUCUGGAUAAUAAAGAUGGCUACUGUCUC
Molecule: messenger RNA, 862 nt
Organism: Tupaia belangeri chinensis (Chinese tree shrew)
Lineage: Eukaryota; Metazoa; Chordata; Mammalia; Scandentia; Tupaiidae
Gene: BATF3
Product: basic leucine zipper ATF-like transcription factor 3
Exons: 2
Coding region: 159-545 (128 amino acids)
Biological process (GO): regulation of transcription by RNA polymerase II
Cellular component (GO): nucleus
Molecular function (GO): RNA polymerase II cis-regulatory region sequence-specific DNA binding; DNA-binding transcription factor activity, RNA polymerase II-specific
Source: RefSeq, a predicted model, not a curated record